Molecule: messenger RNA, 672 nt
Organism: Diabrotica virgifera virgifera (western corn rootworm)
Lineage: Eukaryota; Metazoa; Arthropoda; Insecta; Coleoptera; Chrysomelidae
Product: capping protein inhibiting regulator of actin dynamics-like
Exons: 2
Coding region: 1-672 (223 amino acids)
Source: RefSeq, a predicted model, not a curated record
AUGUUUCUAGGUAUUAUGCACAUUAAAGGUUCUAAUGCCUUACAUAAGAAAAUGAGAAAAAAGUCAUUACCUUAUGGCUGCGGCUUCCGAAGUCCCAACGAAGACGACAAAAGACGAAAGGAAGAAAAAAGACAACUGGAAGAUGAAAAAAGACGAUUACAAGAAAAACGACGAUUGGAAGACGAAAGACGGGAAAAUGAUGAAAGACGAGAAAAAGAAAAACGACGAUUGGAAGACGAAAGACGGAAAAAUGAUGAAAGACGAGAAAAAGAGAAACGACGAUUGGAAGAAGAAAGACGAAAAGACGAUGAAAGACUUGAAGAAAAAGAAAGACGAAGACGUGAAAUAAGAAACGACGAGCUUAAACGAAGACGCGAAGGGCGAAAUUAUGACGAAGGACGACAAAUAUGUGAUGAAAGACGUAGAUAUGAACGAAGUAAUGCCGAAGAAAGACGAAGAUACGAAGAAAGACGAUAUUACGAAGAUAUUCACGUACAUGAAGAAAUUGGAGAAAGAAGCUAUAGCGCAAGCAAUAACGCUGAAAUGAGAUCCGCGAAUAAUGGAGCGACUGGUACAAGACGACAGGAAUCAUUUGCAUUAAGUUUUAGAGACGUGGAAGACAGCAUAAGAUCAUUUAAUGGAAAAGAUUCGCACGUGGAUUAUCGAGUUUGA